AUGACAACAAGUUCUGUAGUGAAAACACAAACAUUGUUGGAUAAACGAGCCCUACAAGAGUAUGAAGAGAAGGGUAUCACCUAUGACACUGGUGGAGCAGACAUCAAGGCUGGUGGGGUGAUGGCCGGAAUGCAUCGGGACAAGUGUGGAGCAGCCACUGUGGCUGGAUUCAUGAAGGAUGUUGAAGCUGUCAAUCCUAAGAUUGUCACCAUCGCUACACUGACUGGACAUUCAAUCCGAGCUGUUGGACCCAACUACACAGACUACGACUUCGUCAAGGGUCCGUCCGAGUAUGAAGAUCUUCUGCAGGCUAACAACCAGCCUUCAACAAUGACCGCCAGAGGUCACCAGAUGCCUACAGCGUUCAUGAUCGGGGCGUCGGGGAUGGACAAGCAUGGGAUCGACUCAGGCAAACCACUACCCUACACACACCUCGACAUUGCCGGGUCCAGUGGGCCGUACCCCGGAGUCCCCACGGCUAACCCCCUUGUCGCACUGAUCGGUCACUUCGUGGUGCCAAGGAUAUGCCCAGGAUGUAACAAAUGAGCUUGUCGAUGAAAGUUUCAGUUUUCAACAGCAAUGUUAAUAUUUGUUGAGAACGAAAUAGUGCCAUUAUUCAGACCGAUGCUCCGAUUCUUUGGACUGCACAUUCUUCCUUUGGGCACCUAUCCAUUGACUUUAUGCUUCCUGCUUAUUCCCUUUUUUUUUUUAACAUCCGUGCUACUAUACACUGAACCAUUCUUACUAAAGUAGGCCUGUAGGUUGUAGAAAUAAUUAUUGAUUAGUGUUAUGUGAGAUGUCUGAUUAAUGAUUUAUACUUGAAGAUUGUUUCGUUUCUUACAUUUACGAAAUAAUUUUUAAAGGAAUACACAAAUUAUAUAGCACAACUACAUGCUGCUUUAUUAUUCAAUUAAAAGUUCCAAACACUGUGAUAUUUAUAAAACUAGUCCUUCAUUUACAAAUAAUUAAAUUUCUGUUGGUCAUUACAAUGUAACGUCAUCCCAAUGGUCCAGACGUAGCAACAGGAGUUUGUUCAUUUAUCAAUGAACGUGAAAAGUCGAAUGGCAACGCCAUUUUAUAUGGGCAAGUUGUCUUUUUUAGCUUUAUUGUUUAUGGACCAAAAUUCAAAUGUGAACUUUUAGUGUUAUUAGCAAGUAUGAUUUAAAU
Messenger RNA from Gigantopelta aegis, 1167 nucleotides. Its product is annotated as putative aminopeptidase W07G4.4. Gene Ontology annotation, molecular function: metalloaminopeptidase activity; manganese ion binding. Gene Ontology annotation, biological process: proteolysis. The record is from RefSeq and is a predicted model, not a curated record. The transcript has 4 exons. The coding region runs from base 1 to 546 and encodes 181 amino acids. Gene Ontology annotation, cellular component: cytoplasm. Lineage: Eukaryota; Metazoa; Mollusca; Gastropoda; Neomphalida; Peltospiridae.